GAGUUUCAACAGUUAUCGCAAGGUGGCUCUCGUACGUCAAACGCAUCGACCUCAUCCAACGGCGAGGUGACGGGUCAACUUAUGGAGAUCGGGAACGGAGAGGUCAGAAUAGGCCGGAUCACAUUCAACACUGAUCAGGUGCUUGGCAAGGGAUGUGAAGGCACUUUUGUUUAUAGAGGUACAUUCGACAAGCGUGCAGUAGCAGUGAAACGUUUGUUGCCGGAAUGCUUUACGUUCGCUGACCGCGAGGUGGCGCUGCUAAGAGAAUCCGAUGCGCACGCGCACGUCGUCCGCUAUUACUGCACAGAGAGGGAUAAACAGUUUAGGUACAUAGCAUUAGAGCUUUGUUCAGCGACGUUACAAGACUACGUUGAGAAGAAGCUAAACUUCGAGUGCGCUAUAGACGCGGUGGAAGUCCUUCGACAGGCGACUAUGGGCCUCUCGCACUUACAUUCUAUGGAUAUAGUUCAUAGAGACGUGAAACCUCACAACGUGCUGCUAUCAAUGCCGACGGGCGCUGGUGAAGUCCGGGCCAUGAUCUCGGACUUCGGUUUGUCCAAGAAGCUCAAUCUCGGGAGGAUGAGCUUCUCAAGACGUUCCGGAGUGACCGGCACCGAUGGAUGGAUCGCACCCGAAAUGGUUAAUGGGGAGAGAACUACGACGUCAGUAGAUAUAUUCUCUCUGGGCUGUGUAUUCUACUACGUGCUAUCGAAAGGGCAACAUCCGUUCGGUGACAUGCUACGGAGACAGGCGAACAUACUUACAGGAGAAUAUAACCUAGAACAACUUGACAAAAUAUUGCCUGACGAGGAGGUGCUGGUAACAAAGAUCCUGAUCCGCGCGAUGAUAUCGCCGCGGCCGGGCGCGCGGCCGCCGUGCGAGACUGUGCUCAAGUACCCCAUGUUCUGGGGCAAGCAGAGCAUACUCAACUUCCUACAGGACGUAAGUGACCAGGUGGAGAGCGGCGGCGGCGGGUCGGAGGCGGCGCUGGAGCGCGGCGCGCGGCGCGUGGUGCGCGGCGACUGGCGCGCGCGCGUGUGCGGCGCCGUGGCCGCCGACCUGCGCGCGCGCCGCACCUACCGCGGGGACCGCGCCGCGCAUCUGCUGCGCGCCAUACGGAACAAGAAACAUCACUACAGAGAAGUAGACAUCGAAGUCCGAGAAAGUCUCGGCAAGCCGGACGGGUUCGUGUCGUACUGGUUACGACGAUUCCCCCUCCUACUUCCACACGUGUGGCUGCAGAUGCAACCCUACAGACACGAGGACGUCCUCCAAGGGUACUACCCACACGCCUUCACGUUCCUACGAGAAGACGUACCGGAACUGAGCGACGACGGACCCAUCGACGACGAACCGCACGAAAUGUGCGACCCAGGUAACAACGAAUUAUUUAUCAAAAGUAGAGUGUUUGUCGACGAAAACCAUUCUCCAAUCAGAAAAGAAGGAUCCCCUAGAAAACGAAAUGAGUGGAGACACGACGAGAGGAUACGACAAGAUGACGUCAGACUCAGAGAUAGACAUUACUACAAGAAGAAAGAAAGAAAACGGGAAGAAAUCCCAGUAUGGACAUUACCGCCCCAGUGAAGUGUUUAUGCUUAUUGUAAGUGAAUUUUACUUGACCAG
This is a messenger RNA of Trichoplusia ni (cabbage looper), 1623 nucleotides long. RefSeq names its product serine/threonine-protein kinase/endoribonuclease IRE1-like. The record is from RefSeq and is a predicted model, not a curated record. NCBI's taxonomy places the organism in Eukaryota, Metazoa, Arthropoda, Insecta, Lepidoptera, Noctuidae. Gene Ontology annotation, cellular component: IRE1-TRAF2-ASK1 complex. Gene Ontology annotation, molecular function: protein serine/threonine kinase activity; RNA endonuclease activity; ATP binding. Gene Ontology annotation, biological process: protein phosphorylation; IRE1-mediated unfolded protein response; intrinsic apoptotic signaling pathway in response to endoplasmic reticulum stress.